AUGAUGAAUAGAAUUAAUUUAAGUUUGGUUAAACCACAUUUCCUUCCUGAGAAAAGCAAUGAUUAAGGAUUAAUUACAACAAAAAUUGUCUAAGCCAAGAAAAGAUACAAUUCAGGCAAGCAACUUCUCGGAAGGCAAAUAAAAAUCAAUAUCACAUUUUAGGAGUAAUAGGAGGAUUUCUCAGCAUAUGAAUGUCUUACACAGAAAUUGAUGGACAUAAUUAACAUGAAUGAUUCUCUUUUUUAAAUUUUAUUUUUUGAAGGAUCAGUUCCAAAGGUGGAGAAUCUUAUGAGUAAAUCUUUUCAGGAAAACCUGUUGGCUUCAGAAAAAGAAAAGAAUUACAGAAAAGAAAUAGAUGAAGCAACUUAGAAUAAGAACGGAUGUCCAUUACAGAUGGGCAAAAUACUUUAUAAUGGGAGCACCAGUAAUAAUUAGUCCAGAAAUCUUGAAAACGAAGACAAAGAAUCUACAUGUUUAUGCAAGCAGAAUUAAAAAAAAUAGUUUCUUAAAAAAAAUUUAAUUAACUCAUAGUUUCUUAAAGAUAAUAAUGAUUUAACUAGUUUGCAGACUUUUAAGACUUAAAUGGAAUAAAACUCCAGACAAUAAUCUCACGAAGUCAAUACCUACAACUUCAAUUAUCACUUCACGAUGAUAUACAAUAAUCAAUAAGAUUUUCUUGACCUAUAUUAUUAGGAACUAGAGAAAGAAAUGAUCUAGGGAUUCUCAUAAGAAGGUCUUCAUAAAAUGGGGGAAUUGAAAGAGGAAAAUUAUUUAAAUUAAAGAUAGAUCUCAGAAAGAAUCAGACAACAGGGGGAUAUUAGGAAAGGAUAAGUACAACGAAGUGUUCUAACUACUCGCUGA
Molecule: messenger RNA, 861 nt
Organism: Paramecium tetraurelia
Lineage: Eukaryota; Ciliophora; Oligohymenophorea; Peniculida; Parameciidae
Exons: 2
Source: RefSeq, a predicted model, not a curated record